Molecule: messenger RNA, 1032 nt
Organism: Lycium barbarum (goji berry)
Lineage: Eukaryota; Viridiplantae; Streptophyta; Magnoliopsida; Solanales; Solanaceae
Exons: 5
Coding region: 406-717 (103 amino acids)
Source: RefSeq, a predicted model, not a curated record
UUUUAGAAUUCAGUUUCAGUUCCAUUUAUACCAUCAAUAAAUAUGCUGUUAUUUUGUAUCUAUAUGGUUUCUUUUUUCUUUAUCUUAAUCUGAUUCUUGAAAACUGAACAAGGGUUCUUUUUUGGGACAGAAAAAAGAUUGGAUUUUUAUGCUUGGGGUCUUGUGAUCUUGGAGGUUUGAAGAAUAAUAAUUUUGUAUGUUUAGAUAUAUGAUGUUGUACAGUUCUUUCAGUGCUUGGAUCAGUCACUUUCUGGCUUGCAUGGGAGCAGAGGUUGCUUUGGUUGCUAUUCCAAAUCUCAACCAAUUACUGCUGUGGAUGAACCAUCUAAAGGACUACGAAUACAAGGAAAAUUGGUGAGAAAACCGAGUAUAUCAGAUGAUUUUUGGAGCACCAGUACAUGCGACAUGGAGAUUAGUACUGUUCAAUCCCAGAGAAGCAUGUCUUCCAUCAGUAUCUCAAAUCAGAGCACUGGCAAUGCCAGCAACAACAGCGAAUUCGUAAAUCACGGCUAUCUUCUUUGGAACCAGACAAGGCUUCAGUGGCUAGCAAGUAAAGAUCCAGAGAACCGAAGACUAGCUGAAGAACCGAUGUUAAAUUGGAAUGUGUCCUAUGAAAGCUUAUUUGGGACUAACAAGCGUUUCGCUCAGCCAAUUCCUCUCUCGGACAUGGUCGACUUUCUUGCUGAUAUUUGGGAGCACGAGGGUUUGUACGAUUAACCAUGCUGAUCCGAGUUGUGUAUUGAUUUUCUUCGCGUUUAUCUGAAAAUUUUCUGGUUGUUUUAACCUCUGAAAAAGAAUUGUGUAUAGUUUCCAGAAUACAGGGACUGGCAGAGGAUGCAAAGAAUGUUUAGAAAACAAAGAUUUUAACUGAUAGAAAAUGAGAGGCUAAUAGUGAAAGAAACAUUUAUAUAGUGGUUGAAUAUGCUUUGUAAAUCGGAAGCUAUUUUACUCUGCAUAACUGAAUUAUAUUUUGCUGUUUUACUAAUUUGGUCAAAUUUGAUUUGCAUUUAUAUAUUUACUUAUUUCGGAAUC